CUGUACGUUGUCGGAAGAUGUAGAACUCUCUCUCAUUUGCAGAUAGUAAUGUGGUGCAGCCACUGUGGAAAAUAGCUCAUGAGCUCCUCAAAAAAUUAAACACAGAAUUACCCUAUGACCCAGGAAUUCCCCUCUUAGGUAUAUACCCAGAAGAAUUGAAAACGGGUGUUCAAGCAGGUUCUUGCUCAUGAAUGUUUGCGGCAGCACCGUCCACAGUAGCCAAAAUGUCAAAACCACCCAAAUGAAUGGAUAAGCAAAACCUGGUUAGAUACACAACGGAGCAGUAUCAGGCGUAAAAAGGAAUGAGGUGCUGAUACCUGCUACAGCACGGGUGGACCUCGAAAACAGGUCACAUAAUACAGGAUUCCGUUUCUGUGAGAUACACAGAUGAGAUCUGAGGAAGCAAACAAAGCAUUUUCUGCAGCCGUGCAAAUGCAUGACGUGCUGGUGAAAGCGUGGGCCAUGUGGGGCGAUUAUCUGGAGAACAUCUUCGUGAAGGAGCGGCAGCUGCAUCUGGGUGUGUCCGCCAUUACCUGUUACCUGCACGCAUGCCGGCAUCAGAAUGAGAGCAAGUCAAGGAAAUACUUAGCCAAGGUGCUGUGGCUUUUGAGCUUUGAUGACGACAAAAACACUCUGGCCGAUGCCGUUGACAAGUACUGCAUCGGCGUGCCUCCCAUCCAGUGGCUGGCCUGGAUCCCGCAGCUGCUCACCUGCCUGGUCGGCUCCGAGGGAAAGCUGCUUCUGAACCUUAUUAGCCAGGUUGGACGCGUGUAUCCCCAGGCGGUCUACUUUCCCAUCCGGACCCUCUACCUGACCCUGAAAAUCGAGCAGCGGGAACGCUACAAGAGCGAUUCUGGACAGCAGCAGCCAAGUUCAGUGGGUAACCAGUCCCAUUCUGCAUCAGAUCCAGGGCCCAUAAGAGCAACAGCACCCAUGUGGCGCUGCAGCCGAAUCAUGCACAUGCAGCGAGAGCUCCACCCAACCCUUCUGUCUUCCCUGGAAGGCAUCGUCGAUCAGAUGGUCUGGUUCAGAGAAAACUGGCACGAAGAGGUAUGUGGAGGGAACCUGUCGUCCGUGUGCCGUGGGCUGUCUUCCCUUCAGAUUAGCUGCCUGGUCGUGUCUGUGUUCUGUGCUGUCGAAUUGAACAGUGGAGUGAGCAGAUAGCUGAUGUCUGCGUACUGAUGUCACCUCAAAUAUUUGAAGCAGGGUAUGCCUGAAGAAGAUGAAAUUGAGAAAGCCAGUUCUGGCCUUAACGUGCUUACUGUGCUCACGUCUGUGGGCUGUAAUUAACUACCACCUAAUACCAGUUAACCAGCAGUGGC
This is a messenger RNA of Leptonychotes weddellii (Weddell seal), 1322 nucleotides long. Lineage: Eukaryota; Metazoa; Chordata; Mammalia; Carnivora; Phocidae. The record is from RefSeq and is a predicted model, not a curated record.